CACAUAGUGAUACAAGAGCUGGGAGGCGGCUCCGGCGUGGACCUUGGGAAGCCCAGCUGCCCGCCCGCGAGCCAGCCUAGCCUCCGCGGCCCGCCGAGGCUCAGAGCGAUCCGGAGACCCGGCGAGCGGCCUCAGUAGCAUCUGGAGGACCGGGAGCAGGGGAUCUCCACCUCAGACGCAGUCCUCUGGUGCAAGGAAGGAAGCCGCCUCGUUACCCCCAGCUCAGGCCCCGCCAUGGGGAAGACCAACAGCAAGCUGGCCCCGGAGGUGCUGGAGGACCUGGUUCAGAACACGGAGUUCAGUGAGCAGGAGCUGAAGCAGUGGUACAAGGGCUUCCUGAAGGACUGCCCCAGCGGCAUCCUCAACCUGGAGGAGUUCCAGCAGCUCUACAUCAAGUUCUUCCCCUACGGCGACGCCUCCAAAUUUGCUCAGCACGCCUUCCGCACCUUCGACAAGAAUGGCGAUGGCACCAUUGACUUCCGGGAGUUCAUCUGCGCCCUGUCGGUCACCUCCCGCGGCAGCUUUGAGCAAAAGCUCAACUGGGCCUUUGAGAUGUACGACCUGGACGGCGACGGGCGCAUCACGCGCCUGGAGAUGCUGGAGAUCAUCGAGGCUAUCUAUAAGAUGGUGGGCACCGUGAUCAUGAUGCGCAUGAACCAGGAUGGGCUCACACCCCAGCAGCGCGUGGACAAGAUUUUCAAGAAGAUGGACCAGGAUAAGGACGACCAUAUUACACUGGAGGAGUUCAAGGAGGCAGCCAAAAGCGACCCAUCCAUUGUGUUGCUGCUGCAGUGUGACAUGCAGAAGUAGAGGCUGGUGAGGGGGCAGGACCCCUGGCCAAGAGGGGCAUGCCAUCUCCCAACCUGGUGACCUCUCUGGCUGGCCCUUCCCCAGGGAAAGGGAUACUCCAGCCUCACUUUCUGGCCCACUCACUCCUCUGCCCAAGCCCUUCUUCCCCAGUCAGGUUCCUUGAAGGAUCACCUUACCCCCCAAAAGAAACAGGUCCUCGGGUGUAUUGUUAUCUAGCCUCACCCCUAGCCUUGGCCCAGAACCAACAUCAGUUGGGCACAGGGGAGUUGGCUUUGCCCUAUGAGGCUUGGUUAAGGAGGGGUGCUGGGGUACUCUUUGAAAUCUUAUUGUUUCUGGGCUUAUGCUUUAUAAAAUGUGGGUCCCACAGGCCCCAGUCAAAGGGUCAGAUUGGAUCUGUCCUUUCCGAAGGACCCAGAUUCCUUAAAGGUAGUCUCUACCCUACCCCCUCAACUCUACCUGACCCCUCUGGCCCCAGUCCUUUCUUCCCCUGAUGUUUAUUGAACAUUUGUUCAGUGCCAUGCACCUUUAGGUGCUAAGAAUAUGGUAGUUUACAAGACACAGUCUGUACCCUCUGAAAGCUCCUAGCUGGCAAUGGGGCAUCCUUCAGUGGUCAGGGUCUCAAACAGGAGUGUCAGACAUAUCUGAGGAGAGGUACAGGAAUGCCGGCUAGCUUGAGAGGAGCUGUUGCAGCUUCUAACUAGCUCCAUCCAAAGCUGCAGAAGGCUGAAAUGAAAAGCACUUAGAUGUUUAGGAGCCAUGUGAGUGGAAGUUUUAAGGAAAAUGAAAAUUUAUGUAAUACUUAUUUUUUUAGUACCCUUUAAAAGAGCUAAAGUCAUUUUAUUAGGUUAGGAUAUUAAAGAUACUCUAUAUUACUUGGUUUCUUAUAAAACGAUUAAAUGAUUAUAGAUAAUGCUAAUUUUCAGGGGGAAAAAAGUUGAGAUAAAAGGGGAAAAUACCACCAGACUUAACAGACAACCCUUUUCUUUGUCAGGCUGAGUCCUGAGCUGUCACCAUCAGCAGUUUUUGCUGCUUCCACUGCUUCUUUUUAAAUGAACUUUUUUUUUGAUUGAACAAGUGAACAAGUAACUCUUUGUUGCCCACUGACUCUGGUUGGGUUCUGGCUUCAGAGAGAGAAAUGAUGGGUGUGCCAAGAGUGAGACAAGUGUGCAUCCCACAUCAUGGAGGCUUGUUUCUGAAUUUGGUUUAGUUUCAGAGAUGGCCUUGUUCUUUCACUGCCUUCUAUGCAGGAGAAGUGACCACCUGGCCACUGUUUAGGCUUCCAGGCUGCAUUUGUGGACCAAAUGCCUAAAGGUGUGCUGGGCAUGCUCCAUUUGAAAGGUUUUUUCUAACUCUCAAUCCUAGAUCUGCCAGGUAAAUUCACCCCUUCCCAAGCGCAAAGGCUUUGCUUUCUGAUUUUGAAUCCGUGAGAUAUACAGCUGCAUGCUUUGACAGCAAGAAAAAUUCUUCUUGCUUCUUCAUCAAGUCGUUCAUUUUACUGUACUUGUGAUCAGAAAUUAUCUUUGAUGUGCAGUGACAGUUGACUUCCUCUUGAACUGCUGGUGAAAACAGUCUAGUAUUCAGGUGCUGCCAGCCUAGGGUGGGAGUAGGGAAUGAUUGCAGUGCCAGCACGCGUGAUGGCAGAGUUUGCAUCUACAGGAAAUAGAUGCAGUUCGCCUCUCACUUCUGAGCACUCACCUGUCCUUCCUCUCUACAGGUGGAAACUCUUGGGGAUACAAGAGUUUCAGUAAUCCCAAGCUCUGUUGGAUCUUUCUUUAUGUGGCCCUUUGAAGUAACAGGACCACUGGGUUGCCACUCUCUUUCUAUCCUGCCGACCACCAAGCGGAAAGAUGAGGCUAGGGAAUUCACAUUGUUAAGCAGUAACUAGGAGGUACUUAUCCUGCAAUGCCUCCAAGGAUGUUCCAUUGUUUUCAGGAGCUGAAUAGGUGUACCUUGUGCUGUCAGUCAGCAAGCCAGAUACAGAAUGCUUAACAGCCUGGCUCAGCUGGGACCUGAAUCUCUGGUGGAAGGCUUUUUGCUAAGUGAAAUUCUUUCUCACCAAAAUGUUGAAUCUAACCUAACUCAAAAUCACACGGAAUUCCAUGGCUUUUAAAGGCUUUUCAACAAACCCGUCUCAUUUUAUCUUCAUAAUCUAUGGAGAUUAUGAAGAAUGAAUUUUCAUUCCCUUUCUUCAGACUUAGAAGCUGAGGUUUAGUGAAAGGGAGUCUCUUGUGCAAGAGCACAGUCAGGAGGUUCCACAGUGUCAAAACUUGAACCCACGGCUCUCUAAGAGCAAAGAGACUCUUCUCUUCCCUGCUUAUUCCUGUAUCUGAUUUGUGUGGAGGUUGACUCUGGAGCAAGCCAAGUUGGCUUUUGUCCUUUAUAAGCUUCCUGAUAAGAAGUUUCUAAGGGUGUGGUCUUCCAAAAAGAAACAGAAGUUUGAAGUCCCUAUAUUUUCAAGAAUCUUGUUUUCUGUUACUGGGCAGUUCUGCUAAUGGACCAAUGCUAUCCUGGGAUGCCUCUGACCUAGAACCCUGGAAGCAUCUUACAUUGUCUUCUUCCCUGAGAGAACUGUUCCCCACCCACCAAGCUGGUGGGCAAGUCCUACCCAUGAGAGCAGAUUUGAUCAUUCCAGUUUUCUGGAUGCAUACCCAUGGGUGAUAUUUGCUGGUCAGGCCAAGGGUUUUCAGAUAGCCCAACAGAGUGAACAUAAUGCCAGGCCAGAAACUGGCACCUCCAUCUUGCUGAUGGGAGGAGCCAUGGGCAGGCCAGACCUUGCUCCCACACUCUUCUAGGUAUCUCAAGGACUGUGUACCCAGGAGCCCAUGUGGUAGAGCACUGGCCCCGCCUUAAGAACAGAAGCAGGUAUCCUAUUGCUGCCUCAGCUUUAGAGGGACUUGCCACUAAGCACAAAGUUAGCAGAGAUUUAUAUCUGACUUGCACAGACACAAAAGUAUACAGACAGGGGCUGGGGCUGUAGCUCAGUGGUAGAACACUUGCCUAGCGUGUGUGAGGCACUGGGUUUGAUUCUCAGCACUGCAUACAAAUAAAUAAAAAUAAAGGUCCAUUGACCACUAAAAAAAAAUUUAAAAAUCAUACAGACAGUUAAAACAUUAAUAUAGCCAAACUAUCCUUUGCAAUUCGAUGUCUUAUAGCAACUUUGUGAAUUACAAGUUUCCAGAAUCUUUCUUCUCACAUUUUCUGUCCUUGUUCAUUCAUCCUUUUAGGCUAAUCAAUAAGCACCUUAUUUCUUAUCUUUAAGAUCAUCAGCAUGGGCUACUUUAGAUGACCAUCCCAGUCCUUAGAGCAUAGUUAGGAUUAUUUAACUUACCUUUAAAUCAAAAGUUAAGAAAAAGUAAGUUUAAAAGCAAAGGCACUGAAUCUUUUCUUGACAAUGGCAGAGUCCCUAGAGGUGAAAAUUCAUCCUGUUGCAGACAGAGAGAAAAGGUAGGGUAGGGUGGAAGGAGAAAGGAAAGAGAAAGGGAGAAGCUGGUAUUCCUAGGCAGGGUAGUAAGCUGACACUGUAAAUAUCUUUACACAAAAAUUUAUUAAAGCAACAAAUAUUUCCUUAAGAUACACCCUGGGUGAGGCUUUGUGUUGACUUUAGAAAUCACUAUUGAGGCAAGAAUACAUUUCUUGCAUAUUUCAUUCAUCGCUCUUGAAAAAUGACAUAAUUCAAAUCCUAAAUUUAAAAGUCUUCAAAACAUAUGGAAUUUUCUUUCUGAUAUUUUCAGGGUUUCCUUUCUGCCUUUGCCAGGAUGUAGGCAGGGUAUGGCCUCACUGGGUGUAUGGCCCUCUGUGCUUGGUGGACACUGGCCAGGCUCACGGUCUGCUAAGCAGCGGCAGUGAGGAGGACUGGGGAAUAGAGGGGCUGUGUGGCAGAGAGGGGACCCCAGCUCACCAUGAGCUCCCAGUGUAACCCCUGUCUAUAGAGUGUUGCUUCUGGCUGCACCCUCAGUGACUGUCCCCACUGGUCGACCCUGUGCUGUGUGGUGUGUCUUUUUCCCACUGAUAAUGAAUAAAAGGCGUGACUGUGCAGAGAA
This is a messenger RNA of Marmota monax (woodchuck), 4850 nucleotides long. It is a transcript of the gene Hpcal4, whose product is annotated as hippocalcin like 4. The transcript has 5 exons. The coding region runs from base 235 to 810 and encodes 191 amino acids. NCBI's taxonomy places the organism in Eukaryota, Metazoa, Chordata, Mammalia, Rodentia, Sciuridae. Gene Ontology annotation, molecular function: calcium ion binding. The record is from RefSeq and is a predicted model, not a curated record.